CUGCGUAAACACAGUUGACCUUCAUCGUUCCAGCAUGAACAUUCCUUCGUUUAUUUUUUGUGCCCUCGGGCUUACACUUGUUACCCUAAGAGUUGACGCUCAAUGCUCCAGUUGUUCCAGCUGUAUCAGCUGCGUCGUUGGGCCCCCAGAUUACCUAUGUCCAACUCCUCCAACCACAUUAGAGGUCUACGCACCACAUGAAAGCUACUGCACUCGGUUUUAUAAAUGCGUCAACGGUAAGGCCGUUGAAGGUCGCUGCCCAUCCGGAACGUUUUUCAACCCGGUGCAGAAGCUCUGUUGCCCUGACGAGUCCCUAUGCUACCGUUCCAAUCCGUGCGUGUUGCCAGUGCCUGAAUGUGCCAACUGUGCCAAUCAGUUCGUCAACUCUGAAAUGUUGGCCUCGGCUUUCUUCAUAUGCAACUGUGACGGAACCGGCGUUACCAAUCAAUGUCCGAUGGCGUUCGAUCCUUGCACCAAUAGCACUGUGCAACUGGUGUUCACCGACGGAAACUGUGAUCCACCAGAGGAGAUCACUACCACAACGACCGAAGAAACAACCACCACCACCACUGAGGAAGAAACGACAACUACGGUAGAGGAAACCACUACCACCACUGAGGAAGAGACGACCACCACAACCGAGGAGGAAACAACCACCACCACUGAGGAAGAAACCACGGUUGAGGGAUAGGUGUAUGCUUUGGCAAGAUUUUCAAACUUCAAGUCCCAGAAUCAAGGUUUUUGAAAAAUUACAACCAAACCCAUAUGUUUUUAAUCACGUAUUUUGGGUACUACAUGAUUUUUUUCAGUGAAAUAUGACAUGUGUUCUGGCGAAAUAAACUACAAUUGAUUUUGUAAAUCUUUUUCUGUUUCGUGAAUAUUUUAGUAAAAUUGUCUAACUUCAACUCAAAAAGUACAUAAUGUUAUUGAAGAAGACGAUGCAAAAGAAUGGCGUUAAGAAUAUUUUAACAGAAUUCACGCAUGUAUUUUCCACUGCUCUAUGUUUCAAUAUGGGGGGCAACGUGGCGUAGUUGGCUACACGUUCGCUUCAUAAGCGGAUCAUCAUGGGUUUGAUUCCCAGCCCCCCAACAAAAAAAAACUCUUCGUCAGUCCGCUUGAAAACUACACGAGUUCCACCCGUCCAACACCAUGGCCGUCUGAAAGCGGACUGACAACUGACCCUCUUCUGAGCGAACAUGGUCUAAUGUACCUGGAUAGC
Molecule: messenger RNA, 1219 nt
Organism: Aedes aegypti (yellow fever mosquito)
Lineage: Eukaryota; Metazoa; Arthropoda; Insecta; Diptera; Culicidae
Exons: 1
Coding region: 35-691 (218 amino acids)
Cellular component (GO): extracellular region
Molecular function (GO): chitin binding
Source: RefSeq, a predicted model, not a curated record